Daktulosphaira vitifoliae (grape phylloxera) is the source of this 794-nucleotide messenger RNA. RefSeq names its product eukaryotic translation initiation factor 4E-1B-like. Gene Ontology annotation, molecular function: translation initiation factor activity; RNA 7-methylguanosine cap binding. The coding region runs from base 122 to 748 and encodes 208 amino acids. Lineage: Eukaryota; Metazoa; Arthropoda; Insecta; Hemiptera; Phylloxeridae. Gene Ontology annotation, cellular component: cytoplasm; eukaryotic translation initiation factor 4F complex. Gene Ontology annotation, biological process: translational initiation. The transcript is spliced from 5 exons. The record is from RefSeq and is a predicted model, not a curated record.
CUGUAACAUAUCAAGUUUAAUUUUUUUAUUUACAUAUUUACCCACUUUUAUCUAUAUAUUGUGAUGGUUAUUGGCAGUUAUAAACAAUAUUAUUAUUAGUAAAAGUGGCCCUUUGUUCAUAAUGCCCAAUAAGACUAUGAAAACUCACAAUUUUAGUAUUAAAAAUCGAAUGGAAAAUUUAAAAUACGACAACGAAGACGUCCAUUUAUUGAGAGACUCGUGGAAGUUGUGGUAUUGGAAAAUCAAUUCUGACGAAUCUCUUAAUUGGAUCGAGAAUUUAAAUGGUUUAUGUGAGUUUGAUAAUGUUGAAAAGUUUUGGAGCAUCUUUAAUAAUAUAAGAAUGCCUAGCAAACUUAAAAUUGGAUGUGAUUACUCAGUUUUUAAAACUAAUAUUAAACCAAUGUGGGAAGACAAAGCUAACAAAAACGGUGGUCGUUGGCUGAUAAAAGACAAUGGAUUGUUAGACCAUUAUUGGAUGGAUUUAUUAAUGAGCAUGGUUGGUGGAAUGUAUGAACCUUAUAAUGAUCAUGUUUGUGGUGUCGUUUAUAAUAAACGCCAUUUGAACAAAUUAUCAAUUUGGAUUUCAACGUGUGAAACAAGCGUUGUUAAUGAUAUUGGAUCAAAAAUCAUGGAAUAUCUCAAAAUAAAAGAAAAAAUUGUAUUUGAAAAACAUAGUGAUAAUUCAAUAAAAAAAAAAACAUAUACUUUUUAUCAUACUUCCAAAAUAAAUGACUCAUUUAAGUUGUAAAAAAAAUAUUAUAUUAUGACAUAAAAUUUUAAAAUAAUUUCUUUUA